GGAAGAGGAGUGGCGCAGUGACGAAUGGCUUGUUUUGCUAAAGGUUAGCCAGCAGGCUAACUUCACCCCAACACUUUGGCUUGUUUUUAUCUUGUCCCCCCGCGUCAGCCAGCCGCUCUUUCCUCUGGAUGUUUCAGGUAAAUGUGAAGGUGUAGCCGCUGGAGCCUCCGCAGCCAUGAACGGGAGCAGCAACCCGCUGCUGGACAAAGAGGAGCAUGUGCUGAAGCUGGGGGAGAGCUUCGAGAAGAGGCCCCGCUCCUCCUUCCACACCAUCCGAUAUGACUUCAAACCAGCGUCUAUCGACACGAGCUGUGAGGGAGAGCUGCAAGUCGGAAAGGGGGAUGAAGUUACCAUAACGUUACCUCACAUUCCAGGCUCCACGCCGCCCAUGACCGUGUUCAAAGGGAACAAGCGGCCGUACCAGAAGGACUGUGUGCUCAUCAUCAACCACGACACCGGCGAGUUCGUCCUGGAGAAGCUGAGCAGCAGCAUCCAGGUCAAGAAAACCAGGGCGGAGGGCAGCAGUAAGAUUCAGGCGAGGAUCGAGCAGCAGUCGGUUCGGUCCAGCCAGCCCGGCUCUCAGUUCCGGGCCCCCACCAAGCCCGGGGCCGGGGCCAAAACCUCCCCCUCGCCCUCCAAGGACAACCCGUCUCCUGAGCCGCAGCUCGAUGACAUCAAGAGAGAGCUGCGGGCCGAGGUGGAGGUCAUCGAGCAGAUGAGCAGCAGCGGCAGCAGCAGCUCCUCCGACUCGGCCAGCGCCUCGGGCAGCGGCGACGACAGCUCCAGCAGCGACGGCGAGCACGACGCCGCCCCGCCGCCGCAUAGCCAGGCGUCCCCGAACCGCCACCCCAUCGCCAACGGAGCGGCCGAGCGGCAGCAGGGCAACAACCAGCUCAUGAACACACUCCGAAAUGAUCUUCAGCUCAGCGAGUCGGGCAGCGACAGCGACGACGACUGAACGCCCUGCUGGUCGGCCUCUCUCUCCCUCUCUCUCUCUCUCCCUCUCUCUCCCUCUCUCUCCCUCUCUCUCCCUCUCUCGCUCUCGUUCCCUUGCCGUGGUAGCCGACCCCAGCUUGGUUUGACUGUAUUUUUAUUAUUAUUAUUAUUAUCAUUAUUAUUAUUUUAGUAUUCCCUGAAAGAAAGCUGGCCAGCGUGCAGUUUUAAGAGUGUAUUUUUAUUAGAUGUAUAUUUUGUUUUGUAUAUCAAAACUUUACCAAAAAAAAAAACAAAAAAAAAAAAACAGCAACUUUUAAAUAUGAGAGGUUUGGAAGAUUCUAUAAUAGAGUGCACAUACAUAUUUUCUGUACUUAGAGCAGCUAGUUUUAUGGACUCGUACCGCGCGCCGUCUGUUUGGGUUGUGUCUUUAUGGGAGGAUGAGGAGGAGAUGGGAUUUUAAAAAAAAAAAAAAAAAAAAAAAAGGUAGAUCUUCUCGUCCUUUCUGCUCAUCUCAUGUGUAUCAGAGUUUCUCCGUGUCGUGGUUUUAUCAGUUGAACAGACAGAAAUCACAUCGCUUCGCCC
Molecule: messenger RNA, 1518 nt
Organism: Myripristis murdjan (pinecone soldierfish)
Lineage: Eukaryota; Metazoa; Chordata; Actinopteri; Holocentriformes; Holocentridae
Gene: eaf1
Product: ELL associated factor 1
Exons: 6
Coding region: 176-958 (260 amino acids)
Biological process (GO): transcription elongation by RNA polymerase II
Cellular component (GO): super elongation complex
Molecular function (GO): transcription elongation factor activity
Source: RefSeq, a predicted model, not a curated record